Messenger RNA from Megachile rotundata (alfalfa leafcutting bee), 3681 nucleotides. RefSeq names its product transmembrane channel-like protein 7. The record is from RefSeq and is a predicted model, not a curated record. Gene Ontology annotation, cellular component: plasma membrane. Gene Ontology annotation, molecular function: mechanosensitive monoatomic ion channel activity. Lineage: Eukaryota; Metazoa; Arthropoda; Insecta; Hymenoptera; Megachilidae.
AUAUUUAUUAAAUACAUAUUGCAAUUGCAUAUCAUUCAUCUAUAUUUGAUUGUGCAUGAUAUACAAAUAUGAAUAAUAUAAAAAAUUAUUUCUUAUUUAUUACUGUCAUGUUCAUUCAAUUACACCUGAUAACCCGGUAGUAACAAAUGUAUGAAUAAUUCGUCAAAUCUUUUGUCUGAUAAUUUUAACGAUAUCCUCUAUAUUCCACUUAGUUCAUGCUUUGGUGUUCUUUUAUCAGCCAUCUGCAGAUUGCACGAAUUAGAUAUACGGAAGAACAAAAUGCCGAUAAGUGUAUUCUGGAUGUAUUGUUGUACUUAUUUCACCCUAUUUGUUCGAAAACAUCAGAAAUUCUGUUAUGUGGGAACAUUAAAUUUGAUAUUAAUGUGAUUUGAUAUAACGCUUAUAUAUUUAGCGCGAUCUACGUCAUACUUUAUAAAACGCUACAAUCAAUGUGCCAUCUGACUUCUAAGGUUCAGUGUUUUGUCUACCGAAGUGUCAUUUUUUUAUGAGUACUGUUAUCGACCAACAUAAAAGAAAGAUGUGCUAUCAAGCAGUGUCACAAUUACAAAAUACUUGAUCGAUUAAUUCAUCUCAGGUUUAUGAAAGAAGCUACAUCAACUAAAAUUACUAAUAAAAAAAAAGAUGUCAGGCGGGGAACGAAAGAAACGUGCUUGCGAUAGAGCACAAGGUUGGGAAGAGGCAGGUGCUGAAUUUUAUCAGGAAAGUUAUCCUGCGGCAAUUGAAGCAGAUUUACAACAAGCAUUACAAAGAGAUCCUUCUCAUAUAGCUACUUUACUUCCAAGUAAAAAGUCUCGUGUUGCAACAGCUAAACGAAUACGUAAUGAUACGAAAACAACAUUAAGGAGACGUACUAGUACAAGAUCUCGUGGCACAACUACAUCAAGACGUAUGUCAACAAAUGUUCACGAUGCAGCAGUGUCCAUGUUGCCAGACUUGUCUGAAAAUUUGUCUAAUGAGGAACGUACAUGGGAAGAGAUAAUGCAAAUUAAGGCUAUGCCUGUAUGCAUGGCACAAAAGAUACAAUUAAAAAAUCAGUUGCAAAGUGCAACAAAAUUAAGGUUGCAAGGCUUUGAACAAUUAAAAUGGCAACGAAGGAAAGCUUGGCAACAAUUUCGUAUAAGAAUGAAAGAGGCCUAUUCGAAAAUGGAGUUAUGGAAUGAUAGUCUUAAAACGAUUGGAGGAAAUUUUGGAAUGGGAAUAGUAGCAUACUUUUUAUUCAUCAAAUGGUUGAUGUAUCUUAAUAUUCUUUUAUUUGCAAUUAUGUUCUUGUUUAUUGUGUUACCUGCAAUAUUACUUGAAAUGCCAGAACAAGAAUCGUGUAUAAAUUCUAAUACCAAUUAUAGUAUAGCUUGCUGUUCAGAACUAUAUUUAAAUAUAACUCAAGGAAGUAUCGGUGUAACAGAUAUUUUGCACGGUAUUGGUAUUUUAGAGUACACAUUAAUGUUUUACGGUUCAUAUAGUCAUAUGACUUACGAAAACUCCGGCUUUUCUUACGACUUACCAUUAUCUUAUAUUUGUGCUACUAUUGGGGUAUUUAUUGUUAGUUUAAUAGCAAUCGUUAAGUCUGCUGCUAAAAGUUUCAAACAAAGAGUAGUUGAAAAUGAGGGUCAAUUUUAUCAGUAUUGUAAUUUAGUUUUUGGUGGAUGGGAUUAUUGUAUACACAAUGAAAAAUCUGCUGCCGUUAAGCACAAAGCAUUAUUCAAUGAAGUGAAAGCAUUUUUAGAAUCUGAAAGAUUAGAAGAAGAAAGGCAAAAUCGGACAAGAGAGGAGAAAACAAAAUUGUUUCUUACGCGUUUAUUUAUUAAUUUAAUUAUUUUAAUGGUAUUAAGUGGCUGUGGGAUAUUUAUUUACUACAUAUUUGAGUUUUCUUUUGAUCAGGCUUCAUCGGAUAUGGAUGAAAGCUAUGAGAGCUAUAUGUCUCUAAAUAGAAUUAUUCAAUUAUUUUUUGAGUUUCUACCGUAUAUAUGUAUCGUUAUUUUGAAUCUUGCGGUACCAUUUUUAUUUCGAUAUUUGGUCACUUUAGAAAAUUAUAGCCCGUCAUUUGUUAUACAGAUAACUCUUUUGCGAACAGUAUUUCUACGACUUUCUUCUUUCGUCGUUUUACUUACAUCAUUUCAUAGAUUAAUUGCAGGCGAAGUAGGAGAUAAUCAAUGCACUGCCAAUGAUAAUAAAUUACGAUUAUGUUGGGAAACAUUUGUAGGGCAACAAUUUUUCAAACUUUAUAUCACUGAUAUUUUUAUUCAGUUUUUUAUGACAUUUUUCGUAAAUUUACCAAGAUCAUUAAUAGCAAAACACACAGAAAAUAAGGUAUUACGGUUUUUUGGCGAACAAGAAUUUGAUUUACCUAAGCAUGUGUUAGAUGUUGUUUAUUUGCAAACUAUUUGCUGGCUUGGUUGCUUUUUUGCACCUUUGUUACCAUUGGUGGCAGUGAUUGGAACUUUUUUCUUGUUUUAUAUCAAAAAGUUUUCUUGCUUAGUGAACAGCACUCCAUCCAGUAAAAUUUAUAGAGCAAGUAACUCAAAUUCGCUUUUCAUGCUAAUUUUAUUAAUUUCUUUUAUUCUAACUACAAUUCCAGUUGGUUAUUCCAUUGCAGAGCUAGUACCAUCAAAAUCUUGUGGGCCAUUUAGAGGCCGUAAAUCUGUAUGGACAUUAUUAAUUUUAGUAUUUGCUCGUUUUCCUAAUUGGCUUCAAUCAAUUUUAUAUUUUCUUGGCACUGCUGGGUUUGGUGUACCAGCUUUUCUUGUUCUCACACUACUUUUAUAUUAUUUUUAUGCAGUAGCAGUAGCAAAUAAGCAUAUGGUCACAGUUUUAAAGAAUCAGUUAGUACUAGAAGGACAUGAUAAACAAUUUUUGCUGAAUAGAUUGAGUGCAUUUAUAAAACAGCAACAAGAUCAGAACAAAUACCAUCAAGACCAGGCAAAUGAGUUGGGCACAUUUUCAUAAUUUAUAUUCUGAAUACUGAAAUCAUAUUUUUUUCAUAAUUUUAAAAGUGCACAAAUUUAGCAAUGCAUAUACUUAUAUGUAAACUACAUAUACAAAUUAUUUUUAUUUCAGUAUUUUUACUUGCUAUGUGAUAACAAGACUGUUCAACUCUCCGUUCCAUUAAUUAACUGAAUGAUAUUGAAAAUAAUUUAGCAAAUUAGAAUUCAGUUAAAAGAGUCAAAUAAUUUUUACUCGAUUCCUUUAAUUUUAACUGAUGAAACAAUUUCAGAAAACAAGGAAGAAAGAAAAAACAUACUUAAGAAAAAAUCAGGGUACAAAAUGAACACUGUGCAAUAGUAAAAAAAUUGCAAAGUAUUAACUAUGUAUUUGUAGUUUAAGGUACCACUAACAGUUAAGAUUCAUAUAAAAGUAGCAGUAGAAAGUAUAACAUCAUUUUUUAAGAGAUGAUUUUGCAUAAAACGUUAGAAGAAAUAAUUUUGUUUCUUUCGUUUUUAAUAACAACAUGGAAUAUCAUAAAUUCACUUCUUGAAUUUAAAUAGGGUGCUUUUGAUAAAACGAAGUGAAGUGAUAUAUGAUGGACCUAUUUUUAGAUUACCUGAGUAUUAGAAAUGUAAUGCAAUUGUAAAUAGGUUUUUUAGACAAAUCAAGAGAUGUUUAAAAAUAAGAAAAUAUUUUAUAGUAGACUGUUUAUUACAUGUGUACCAAAGUAACGAAAAA